Messenger RNA from Parastagonospora nodorum SN15, 1626 nucleotides. RefSeq lists its product as hypothetical. Gene Ontology annotation, biological process: proteolysis. The record is from RefSeq and is a predicted model, not a curated record. Gene Ontology annotation, molecular function: calcium-dependent cysteine-type endopeptidase activity. The transcript has a single exon. The coding region runs from base 1 to 1626 and encodes 541 amino acids. NCBI's taxonomy places the organism in Eukaryota, Fungi, Ascomycota, Dothideomycetes, Pleosporales, Phaeosphaeriaceae.
AUGUCAAGCCGCCAGGAGCGAGAGCUUGGUCUUGAAGGGCAGCACAGCUAUGUCGUACUAGACAUGAAGGAGACUGACCACGAUCGCCUUCUGCUUGUCAAAAACCCAUGGGUGGAAGGUAGAGGCUGGAGAGGUCCCCGCCCGUCAGCCAUCACAGUCCUCGAUUCGUCCACUUCCAGUGGUGGCUCCGGGAGCAGCCUCGAGGCCUAUCACCGAGAUAGUGUCCCAACCCAAGAUCGACCACACCCUACCACUUUCUGGAUCGGACUUCAGCAAGUCAUACAGCACUUCGAGAGCUUGUAUCUGAAUUGGAACCCAGGUCUGUUCAAGUAUCGCCAGGACAUCCAUUUUGAAUGGAACAUUGAGUCGCAAAAAUCACUGGGCGGUUGCAUCAUCAAGCAUCCACAGUUCGCAUUCUCUGCAAAAAGCUCCGAUACUGUCUGGUUCCUGCUGAGUCGGCAUUUUCGUGACGUGACAGCGGAGACCAAGGAUGAGUCCGACGCCUUCAAUGACGGAAGCGUCAGACCGGACUCCCAAGUCGACUCGUCUGGUGAGCAUCCAAAAGGGUACACGAGCAUCUACGUCUGCAACGGUCAAGGUGAACGGAUAUACAUCAAAGAGACAUACCUGGAGUCUAGUGAUUAUGUUACAACACCUCAGUGCCUCCUUCGCUGGGAUGCGGAAGCCAACGCUACCUACACUGUGGUGGUCGACCAGGACGAAUUACCACCGUCACUCUACACGUUCUCUCUGUCCGCAUUCUCCAACUCCCAGAUUUCUCUCGAGCCAGCAAUGCGGCAGUAUCCUAUAGAGAAGGCUGAAGAGGGGGCUUGGACAAGGCAGUCUGCUGGAGGGAGUACAAGCUCGCCGCGUUAUUUUGAAAACCCGCAGUACUCACUCGAAGUUCGUGAGCGAGGCUCGCUGGCAAUACUCCUCACAAGCGACCACGAGCAUCCACUACACGUCAAGCUUGCACUUGGCCAUGGCAAGCGGAUUUACCAACUGCAGAGUCGAGACGUGCUCGCAGAUUCAGGAAAUCAUCGCAUCGGAUGUGUAUUUGCGGAGAUGAAGGACCUUCAACCAGGAUUAUACACGAUCAUUUGUUCGCUGUUUGAAGCUGGACAGACAGGUGGCUAUACCCUGAAAGUGGACAGCACCACCGAUGUGGUUCUCAAGCAGAUACCACGCGAUGGUGCAGGGCUGUUGUCGAUGAAGCUCGCGCCUGCCUGCUUUGGUUCCCAGAUUCACAAGAUCGCUGCGCCUUUCCAUCCUUAUCGCCUUGCCUCGUACACGAUCGUCACGAGAUUUGUGAGAGCGACAAGCCCGCGGUCGAAUGACUUGGGCAUGUUGGCGCGGAGCCCGCUGCGCUUCAGUGUCGAGCUUGGUCGAGGCCCCGAGCGCAAGUUCGUCAUUGCGAGUGGAAAAGGAGAUUACUCAGAUGCAGCGAUAGUCCGGUCCGAGAGCGUGAACAUUGAUCCAACUAUGGCUCGACAAGGAGACCUGUACUUGGUCCUUGACCGGCUGUCUCGACCUGGUGGCCCCGUGGAAGAAUGGUAUGACGUGGAGGUCUUCACGGAUGCGCCACAAGCAUGCGCGAUUGGUGUUUGGCGAGAGUGGGAUGAUUGA